UUUGUCAAUAAUUUAUUAUUGAUUACUUAUACAAGAUGUCAGAGGAUAUAUCCGAGGAAUUGGUGGUGGAGUUCAAAGAAGCCUUCGCUCUAUUCGACGAAGACGGCGACGGUUUGAUAGACACCAGUGAACUGGGCACGAUAAUGCGAGCCCUCGGCCAGAACCCCACCGAAAGCGAGCUGGAGGACAUGAUCAAGGAAAUCAACACGGGGAAAAUCAACUUCCCGAUAUUCCUCAAGAUCAUGGCGGUGAAAUUGAAAUCGACCGAUAACAGCGAGGAGCUCAGGGAGGCCUUCAGAGUGUUCGAUAAGGACGGUAACGGGUUCAUCUUGGCCUCGGAAUUGCGGUAUGUCAUGACCCACAUGGGGGAGAAACUCUCCGAAGACGAGGUCAACGAUAUGCUGAGAGAAACCGAAAUCGACCGGGACGGGUGUAUUAAUUACGAAAAAUUCGUCAUCAGCAUGUCUACCGUUUAAUUAACAGCUUCAAUUCGAUUAGUUUGUACAAAAUUAUCAAUUAAUAUUGUCUACAACUUGAAGUUUGGCUACCAUUUAGUUACUUACUUCGCCGCCAUCUUGAACAAAAGUUGUC
Messenger RNA from Phyllotreta striolata, 591 nucleotides. The record is from the annotation of a GenBank genome assembly. Lineage: Eukaryota; Metazoa; Arthropoda; Insecta; Coleoptera; Chrysomelidae.